CUGAGCACAGACCUGGACCUGGAGCGGUCCAGGACCUGGGCUAUUGAAUCUGGACCUGGAUCUGGACUAUUGAAUCUGGACCUGGACCUGGACUAUUGAAUCUGGACCUGGACCUGGACCAUUGAAUGUGGACCUGGAUCUGAAUCUGGACCAGCCUGCUCGGUCCAGGACUAGUUGUGGUGCUGGUUUGACAGAUAAGCUCCUUGUUCUGGUCUUGGUUCUGGAUUUGAAGCUCUCUGGGGACCUUGUGCAGGUUCAGGUCUGCAGCAGGACCUGAUGGUUCAGCUGAUGUGCAGGAUUUGAACCCACAACCCAGCGUGCCGUCAUGCACACCAUCCACCGCCUGUGCCGGUUCUGCAUCGGACAGAACCUUCCUCAGGUGAGCGUCGUUCGAGGAAACGACGGCUUUGGCUUCACCAUCUGCUCCGACUGUCCGGUGAGAGUCCAGGCGGUGGACGCUGGCGGUCCGGCCCACCGGUCCGGACUCCUCCAGGGAGACUCCAUCCUGCAGCUCAACGGCGUCCCGGUAGAAACCUGGAAGUGUGCCGACCUCGCCCAUGCCAUCAGGAGCUGUCCGUCUCAGAUUGUCCUGGUGGUCUGGAGAGGACUGCCUGAACCCGGGUCUGACGCUGACGCUUGGCUCCGCCCACUGGAAGACAAACGGGCGACCAGCAGGAAGCUUCUGUCCCACCCAGCUCACAGCAAACAUGGCCGCCGCUGGAGUCCCGGCGGGGGGGCGUGGGCUGGCCUGGGGGGUCUGGGUUCUCUGUGGGGGGACCGCAGGGAGGAGCCGGAGGAGGACCCAGCGGAGCAGGAGGAGGACUUCUCUGCUCAGGCUGCCACUCUGAAAGGGACACGAGUCACGGCGUCCAACGGAGACAACUACCUGAUCCUGUCUCCCGUCCAUCCCGGAGGACAGGUCCUGCCGCCGGUCUAUGGAGGUGGAAAUGGAACCAUCGGUCGCCUGUACCAGACUCACCCCAGCAGGGGGCAGCACCUGGUCCACGACACCCUGCCGACGGCGUCCCGGCGCCCGCUCCCAGGCCGGACCUCCACUCUUCCCACCGCCGCCUCCGUUCCACCUGGGAACCUGAAUAACUACCAGAACUGCACCAUGGUCCAGUCGCACCUGGCCUGCUCCUACGGAACCUACGGGACCUACGGGACCUACGCCCCCCCGGCCCCCAAGACGCUCAUCUUUCCCGUCUUUGUCCAGCCUCUGGAUCUCUGCAGUCCUGACAGAACCCUGCUGAUGUCCGAGGAAAUGGUUUUACACCAGUCUGACCUGCUACCUGCCAAGGUGACGGUGUUGAUCUACAGCGACCUGCUGCUGUUGACCAGAGAGGAGGAGUCUGGACGCUGCAACGUCCUGCAGAGUCCGCUGUAUCUGAACACUCUGCAGCUCCGAGAAGUGCCGUCCCAGCCGCUCCACCUGUACCUGCUGCACGGCUCGGCCUGCGGGUGGCGCUGUCUGCUCAGCCUGGAGGCUUCCAGCUUCCAGCAGAAGGUCCGGGUCAGCCUCUGUCUCCAUGACAACAUCAAGCUCCAGCUGGUCACCAUGGAGAUGGCAUACAGUCCACAGGUUCCUGACCCCCCCUCUGACCUGGGGCCUCCUGCUGUCGGUCAGUCGGACCUCCUCUGUGCGCCUCCUUCUCGAGGCAGCCCGGCUCCGCCCAGCUCCUCCCCUCCCCCUCCCCCUCCCCCUCCCCCUCCCCCCGCCUCCUCGUCCGUCAGGAGUCCAGUGUGGAAGGAGAGAGAGCAGGAGGAGCAGGAGGAGCAGGAGGAGGAGCGGCAGCAGGGGGAGGGGGAGAGCGCCUCAGAGACGUCUGAGAGUUCAGGAAGACUGGGGGGGCGGGGCUUCCCGCUUGGCUCCACCCACUUUUGCAUGAAUGAUGAGGAGAGUGAUGGAGAAGAGCUCAGCGUGAGACCAGCAGUCCUGCGCCGCUCGCUCUCCGAUGGUUCCCUGCUGCAGGAACCUCGCUCGCCCCGGUUCUACUCGGACAGCACCAUCCACCGCCUCACCCGCCCCCCCACCCCGGACCGGGACGCCCUCAACCCGGACCGGGACCCCCCCCGGCUGCCGUCGCUCCACCUUCUGAGGAAGCAGCUGAGCAAAGAGGGCGGAACCCUGCAGCAAAUGCUGCUGCUGCUCAACGGCACCAAGGGUCCAGAGUCCGGAACCCACCAGAUGAGGAAGAAGACCAGGACCCUAGCCGCCGAUGUUCGAACCCGUCUGGCGUUCCUACGGAGACGGAAGUGCGGCGCCAGUUUCCAUGGCAACAGCCUGGAGAAGGCCCUGAGGAACCACAGACCGUCUCCAGACGAGGUUCUGAAGUGGGCCGAGGGUCUGGAGGUCCUGCUGCUGAACCCCUAUGGUGUCGCGGUGUUCCGUCACUUCCUGAGGUCAGAGUUCAGCGAGGAGAAUCUGGACUUCUGGUUGGCCGUGGAGAGAUUCAGGAGGACACGCCCCCUCAGCAAGAUGGCCGCUCUGGGCGAGAAUAUCUACGAGGAGUUCAUCUCCACGACGGCAGCGAGACAGGUCAAUGUGGACUCCUCCGUCAGGGAGUCGACCAAUCAGAGCCUGCGCCGUGGCCUUAGCCCCGCCUCCUUCCAGCUGGCUCAGCAGCAAGUCUUCAGCUUGAUGGAAACCGACAGUUACCCACGAUUCCUCAAGUCCCGCCUCUUCGCCCAGCUGGCCAAUCACCAGGCUCGGCAGGACCGCGGAGCAGCCAAUCAGGAGGGCUGACCCGCCCAGCUGCACCAUGGGAAAUGUAGACUGCUGUAGUUUCUAAUGGAUCUCCAGGAUAACCAGGAUCAGAACCAGGACCAGAGCCAGGUCUGGGGUCCAGAUCCAGUCCAGGCUCGGACCCGGGUCCGUUCAAGUCUAACAGAAACUAGUUUGU
This is a messenger RNA of Salarias fasciatus (jewelled blenny), 2903 nucleotides long. Its product is annotated as regulator of G-protein signaling 3-like. NCBI's taxonomy places the organism in Eukaryota, Metazoa, Chordata, Actinopteri, Blenniiformes, Blenniidae. The record is from RefSeq and is a predicted model, not a curated record. The transcript is spliced from 17 exons. Gene Ontology annotation, molecular function: protein binding. The coding region runs from base 326 to 2746 and encodes 806 amino acids. Gene Ontology annotation, cellular component: nucleus; plasma membrane.